AUGGCCGUUCAUAGCCUUGUUCGGGGUUAUAAGCGGAGGUUGGAACAUAGUAGAUUUGAUGAUGUAUUCGGAGUUUCUGGAGAUGGAGUGACCGUUAUGGAAUUUCUUAGAGACCUGUCAAGGAAGUUCAACCUGAGUGGACAAGUCAGAACGAGUGAGAACCACAUGAUUAACACCUUAAUAUCUUGUGAACUCAUGGUCGAAGGUGUGCUGAAUAGCCUUUGCUCGGGUAUGUUAGUUACCCCUAGGUUAAACUUACGAAGGGGAGGCGAAGUUAAAUCAAAACCGCAGUGGACGGCGGCGGAUACUUAA
Molecule: messenger RNA, 312 nt
Organism: Yamadazyma jaroonii
Lineage: Eukaryota; Fungi; Ascomycota; Pichiomycetes; Serinales; Debaryomycetaceae
Source: the annotation of a GenBank genome assembly